CCCUACUGUAUAAGUGCCUUUUUCCUAGAUUGAAAAUGGUUAAAGACAUCUUACAUACAGUAAAGAGAAUAACAUAUUUCUAAAUUAAUCUUUCUAAAUUACAUUACUUUUCACUUCGAUAACCAGACAAUGAAGAUUUAUGCUAAUUCUGCAUAGUCUAAUUAAAAAGCAUGCACAUUUUUGCAUAAUUAGAUUUAAAAAUAUAAAUCUCAGGUUUAUUACAGGAUUUUAAAAGCCAUCACACAUUUUAUAAAAGGCUCAAAUAAUAAAAGAGCUCAGUAGCAGAAAUACAGGGGAUGAAUUGAUGAAAAUCACCCUGAACCCCUGUGCCCAUGUGUUGUAAUUGGCAGAAUUAGUUUCUGGAUAUGACAUCUAGGAACCAGCAAACUGCUUGAUAAAACACCCAAAAAUCCCCGGUGACCAGGAACCCUGCAGGGUGUUAAUUGCAAAAACGCAAACAAGUGAGAGCUAUGGUGAUGUCACGAGGGUUCAAAUAAAAGGUUUAAAACUAAAGGCUCUCAGUAAGCACUCGACCGGCUAUGGAGUGAACGAUCAUUUUCAUCAUCAAUAUGGAUUUUAAAAUACAAUGGAUUUAAUUCAAUUUUACAUUUCACUUUUAUACAUGCCAAUUGGAGAUGAGAAGUAAUUUCACUGGAUUUUCAGGACAUGUAAACAAAACAAAUGAAAGCACGUUAGAAGUUGCAUUUGUGGUGGCCAACUGUCUGGUUUUGCUUGUAACUUUGCACGUAGGAACUCUCGCCAAUUUGUUUGUGACUUGGGCUGUGUACCGUCAAAAGUCACUCCAGACAUCCAACAAUGCACUCCUGGUGAAUUUAGCUGUUAUCGAUACCUUACGAUGCGUUAUCGAUUGCCCGUUGCUCCUCAAUAUCGCUCUAAGCGUGCGCACCGCAAAGGACUUCGGGAUUGUUUUCUGUAGCGCACAGAUUGCGUCUUUUUCUCUUAUUUGUUGCGUGCAGUUGUUCACUUUGGGGUGCAUCAGCGCAGAGAGAUAUCAAGCCGUCGCACGUCCGUUUAAAAACGCAGAGCGUCGGAAACGUAUAACGGUGUCUAUUAUAUUGACCUGGGUGGUGCCGAUCUCAAUAUCGGUCCUGUGCGUGAUAUUUGCCAAAGACUCGCCGGUCUACGUCAGGUGUAGGGGGUGGCGCGUGCAUACUUUGGACUCCUAUGACACUUUUGGAUUUUAUAUUUUGACUCCCGUCUGGUGCGUUUGUUUGGCGGUCAUUGUUGGAUUUUACACCCGCAUAUUUGUUUUGGUGAGAGCACACGGUAGGAAAAUAUAUGAUAAGGGGUCUUUUAUGCCUCCUGAGAAGAAAGAAGAUAAAAAGAAUCAGAAAGAAGAAGAAAUAAAGACAAAUAUUAAGAGUGAUGACGAAAAGCCACAAGGUAUACGUAGUAAUAACGAAUUUGAAAAGGAGGCGUCUGCUGGAAUGAUGGCAUCCAAUUUGGAAAAACCUUUGGAUUUUGCUCCAUCUAAAAAUGAGACGACCACGAUAGAUAAACUGGAUAAUGUGUCUGAAAAACCUAAAGAAACAAAAGUCGCUUUUAAAGAUGAACUUUCCAAUGAUGCAACCAAUGUUUUAGAUCUAGACGUUGUUGCCAAGCUGCACAGCAACAAAGAAAAUCCUGGAGAUAUUUCUACAUCACAAGGUAAUGAUAAAUACGAUGCCGUAGAGCCAAACUUCGGAGAUACUGAUGAAAACGUUUCUGUAACAUCAACAAAUGAAGACGGGGAUGCAGAGCUAAACGCAUGCCAAGAGCCUGCUGGGAAAACGUGUGAAGAAGGGGGUGCGGAGACAACCGACCACCAAAAUCCAGCAGCUGAACUGCCUCCAUCAUCCACUAAUGUAAAAAGUGCAAGCGCUCACCAGGAUACUACAACAGAAACAUCUCCAGCAUCAAAUGGGGAUGCUCAAAUCACGACAGCUCCCCAAGAGGAGAUGAUGGGGGCCGUCUGUAUGAUGCCAUCCCUCGCUCAAAGAGAAAAGGGGAACACCAAGAAAGAGAGCAAACUGGCCAAACGUUCUGGAUACAUUAUUUUCACCUUCCUCAUAUUUUGGAUCCCACUGAUUGGGACUGUGCUCCUGAAUCACUUCUUUUACCAAAACAAGAAUCAAACAGUGAGUCUCAGGGUACCAUUAUUUACACUGAAAAAAAUGAUUUAUUCAAUUUACUCAAAUUUUUUAAGGUAAGUGGUCGCAAUCAAUUUAAUUAAGCUAAAGUUUUUUGUUUUUUUCUAAUUGAAAUGUAGCUUAAAUAAAUUGAUUGUGACCGCUUACCUUAAAAAAAAAAAAGAGUAAAUUGAACGAAUCCUUUUUUUUUAAGUGUACCGAUUAUUUUUUAUUUUUUGACCUGGUGUUCUUCUCCUCAGUUUUCGAUUUGAUAAUGUUUAAUACUUUUGAAUUUCUAGGGUCUUCCACAAGAGCUAAUAAGGUCAUCGCACCGUUUUUUUUUUUCAGGUUGAGGUUUUCCGACAGCUGGAAAUUUUU
Messenger RNA from Paramisgurnus dabryanus, 2507 nucleotides. RefSeq lists its product as uncharacterized. The record is from RefSeq and is a predicted model, not a curated record. Gene Ontology annotation, biological process: G protein-coupled receptor signaling pathway. Gene Ontology annotation, cellular component: plasma membrane. Lineage: Eukaryota; Metazoa; Chordata; Actinopteri; Cypriniformes; Cobitidae. Gene Ontology annotation, molecular function: G protein-coupled receptor activity.